Molecule: messenger RNA, 1290 nt
Organism: Danaus plexippus (monarch butterfly)
Lineage: Eukaryota; Metazoa; Arthropoda; Insecta; Lepidoptera; Nymphalidae
Exons: 2
Coding region: 466-1074 (202 amino acids)
Source: RefSeq, a predicted model, not a curated record
GGGUGUGAUAAAAUAAUUAAAAAACAAACGAGUUUUUUUAGCGUUUGGAAUUCUAAAUUUCGACAACGAAAAGACUCCUGGCUUGAUGCAUCGAGCUGUUACAAAUAUACAAAUUGUUGUCGCCAUGCUGAGGUCCAGUAAACCCUACUACCGGAAAUGAUUUCUGAACAAACGAAUGUUUAGAUAUACGAAAUCAUCAUGUUGUAAAUUAAUUAAAACAUAUUUAAAAUAGCCGAUUUUGUGGGAAUAUCGGCCUAGUAUAUUAUGCAUUAAAAAAGAGGAUAUCUUAAAAACAUGUAAGUUUGGAUAGACCAGUUAAAAAAAUUAUACGCGUCUUAUCACAUAAUAGUAAAAGUAAGUAGGACAUUUUGAAAUAGGUUACAAAUAAAUGAUGAAAGUAAAGGCGUCCAUUGAUAAGAAGAGAAUAAAGGAGGUCGCUCGGAAUACACAGACACACACAGCAACAUGAAGACUACCCUCGUGCUUGGAUUUGUAUUGGUGCAACAAGCACUAGCAAGCUGUUACCCAGCAUCAUGCUUGUCACCUCCUGCGAUCGAUCUGCUAUUACCGCCGCUGGCAGCUCUGCCGUCAUCCUGCGCCACAGACCUGGCAGCCCUAACGCCGACCCUCGCCUCCUCACUCUCAGCAUCUAUAUCAGCGACUCUACCACCUUUACUAGAGGCGGCGUUACCGACAGUACUCACCUCCGCAUUAGCUGCAGCAACACCCUUAGUAUGUGGUCAGCUGCCGCCGGCACCGCUCUUGCUACCAGCUCCACCAGCUCCCCUUGCAUUGCCGGCCGCUCCUCUGGUACUGCCAGCGACACCCCUUCCGUGUCCGCCUCUCUUAGCUCCCCCGCCCGCAUGCACUGCCCCUGCUGCCGUAUAUACCAUGCCAGCCCCUGCUUGUGCGUUGCCAGCCCCUACCUUCGCGUUGCCAGCCCCGUUGCCAGCCCCUCCUUGUGCGUUGCCAGCCCCUACCUUCGCGUUGCCUGCCCCUGCUUGCGCGUUGCCGGCCCCCACACCUAUUUACUACGCUCCACCGGCACCAGCAUGCACGCCUCUAUGCCUUUAAGUCUGUUACCCUGAAUUAAGAUAAUAGUUUACAAAAUUUUGUGUUGCAUAUAUUUAAGACAAGUUGAUCAAAUGUACUAAAGACGGCAGUUUGAUGAUUUUUAUAAAUAAUAUUUACGAAGCACUCAAUGAUGUCUUAUUAAGUAAACGUCAUUAAUAAAAACAAAACUAAACGUUUGAACGAGAAAUACAAAAAUGAUUUUUGUUCACCCAAACA